Trypanosoma grayi is the source of this 507-nucleotide messenger RNA. Its product is annotated as EF-hand protein 5. Gene Ontology annotation, molecular function: calcium ion binding. NCBI's taxonomy places the organism in Eukaryota, Euglenozoa, Kinetoplastea, Trypanosomatida, Trypanosomatidae. The transcript has a single exon. Gene Ontology annotation, cellular component: myosin II complex. Bases 1 to 507 code for a protein of 168 amino acids. The record is from RefSeq and is a predicted model, not a curated record.
AUGGCAGAUGUCCGUGGCAUGUCGCGCCCAGUGUUCCGCAAGCCCAUGUCACAUAACACAAUCACCGAGCUAGCGGAGGGAUACCGCGUUCUAAGCAGCGGUGAGAAGAAGGUGUCCAUCCCACGGAAGGAUAUAUUCAACAUGAUGCAGAACGUUGGCUUGCACAUGACGGAGGAGGAGUUCCAGGAGACCAUGCGCGUGGUCGGGCAGGGUGAGCAGCAGAGCGCGGAUGAGUUUACCUUCUGCGACUUCUUGCUGCUCAUGACGCGUGAGGUAGACGACGGCAUGGUGGAGGAGCUCCGCACCGCGUUCUAUCACUUUGACAAGCAGCGUACUGGCUUCGUGACGCGGAAGCAGUUCAUGGAGAUGUUCGCCAUGUUCGGGGAACUAUCAUCGCCAGAGGAAUUAGAGGAGCUCCUGACUAUAGCAGAGCAGGACGAGAAGGAAGAAAAGAUCGACUACAACCGAUUUGUGAAUGAGCUGGCUUUUCGGCUAAACUGUAUGUAG